Penicillium salamii is the source of this 8967-nucleotide messenger RNA. NCBI's taxonomy places the organism in Eukaryota, Fungi, Ascomycota, Eurotiomycetes, Eurotiales, Aspergillaceae. The record is from the annotation of a GenBank genome assembly.
AUGUUCAAGGCGCUUAUGGGCAGCCGUUCGUCUUCGGACGUUCGCUCCAAAAGUAGCCGGCGCAAAGACAAGGAUAGGUCAGAACGAUCCGAAAGAUCAGAGAGGUCCGACAAGUCCGACACGAGAUCAAUCUCCAGCCGCAAAUCCUCACGGGGUGACGACCGUGACCGUGGUCUGGGCGAUCUCACCAUAUACUCCCCCUCUCGCAGUCGGCGCGGAACCGCAAGCAUUGCCGGCGACUCAGUCGCAUCUUUCGUGACCGCCGAACCAGAACCAAUUGACGAUUACGACCGUUACGUUGAACGAACACCCAAACGCAGAGAUAGCGACCGAGAGAGUAAAAGUUCUCGCCGCCGUGAACGGGAUCGAUCCAUCAGCCCCGAUCGCGACAGACGUCGCCGCGGGACGCAAGAUACUAGCGAUGGUGACUACGACCGGGAGCGCGACCGCCGUGAGCGUCGCCGAACCCACUCAGGAGAUCCAUAUGUACCUUUAAUCUCAACAAAUAUGCCAUCCAGCGCACCAAAUGCGCAAUUCCCCGUCGAUGGCCCUGCUGGAUUCCCCCAGUUCCCCACCCAAUAUGAUCACGCUCUGCCGUCUGCUGGCCAUUCCCCCGAGCACGAUGUCUACGAUCCACACGUUCAACAACAGUUCCCCGGCCAGUUUCCGGAUACUGUUGCACAGCCGUAUCGGCCUCCCAAUCCUGCCGGCGCGGCCGCGGAUUACUACGGUGACCAAGGCCAGUCGGUCGAGUAUCAGCCGGGCAUUCGACCUGCUCGCCCGGCUAUUCUGCCAAAUACCCAAACUCACUUGAUGGCGGCAUCUCCGUCGGCAAAUCCUCCUCCUGAGCCCAGUAGCAUGGGCCAGACGGGGGCAGCGGCGGCCUAUUUUGACGAUGAAUUAUCUGGUCCGGAAGUGAAUCCGCCUGUUACAUCUUCAUCAAGACCCCCCAAGCCCUCGAAGCCAUCUGCGGGCAGUAUUGCACCUGCUGCUGCUGCCGCCGCUGGCGCCGCCACUUAUGGUGUUGGUAACAUCACGUCUCACGCUGAAUCUUAUGAAUCAGAGCAACACCACAGCUCGUCUUACAACCACCAAAGUCAGACUAUGGCAUACAAUCAGCCCAUGUCUUAUAACCAGCCCGUGUCUGGUGGAAGCCAAAAGCCGCCAAAGCCAUCUCACUCUCAUCACUUCAGUGAAGGUGCCGCUCUUGCUGCUGCUGGAGUCGCUGGUGGAUACUUAGCUGGUCACCACCACUCCUCCUCCAGCCCGGAGCAGGCGUCGCCAUACGCUUUCCAUAACUACGAGCAGUCUUCCCAGACCGGAAUGGCUCCGUAUGUCUCAGGCCACCCUGAGGCUUUGCAUGUCGCAGGCCCCGGCGGCCAUGCUACCCAUGCCAUCCAUAACCCAGGCUUUUACCCCCACGGACCUAGCGCACUUGUUAUGCGUGAACGACAACGUGGUGCCGUCGGACGGUUUGUGGAUUUCUGGCGUGACCCCGAAGGAGUCGGAAGAUUCGAGGACUACACAGAAACCAUCGGUGUGUGCAAGUACUGUUUCACACCCGGUACAACCUCCGUGGAUGCACCUCGCAAACAUCAUUAUCACCCCCGCCGUCGCCGAAACUCCGCCGAUCGACACAGCAGUGGUAGCUCCAGAGUUAGCAAGUCCAGCCGAUAUAACUCGUCGGACGAUGAGGGUCGUCGGCGCAAGAAGUCUAACAAAACUUCCUGGCUUCCCGGCAUGCUCGGUGGCUAUGGGGCCAAAUCACUCUUCAGCAGCAAGGAGUUCGAUGAUUCCUACAGCAUCCGAUCUGGCCGUGUCCAGUCAUCCCAUGGCGAGGAAGAUGACCGGAGGAGCUACACCUCCCGCGGCGUUGCUCGCCGUUCUGGCCGCAGCCCGCACCGUGACUCCAAGCGUCCCCACUCUGGAUACUCGCGCAGCGAUCGUUCACGAUCUCGAUCUUCCUCUCGCUCUGGAAAACAUUCGUUCAUGAAGGAGGCUGCUCUCGGUGCCGCAGUGGGGGGUGCUGCGUACGCUAUCACCAAAUCCCAUGACCGCUCUCGCAGUAGUUCACCUGAACGACGCCACCGACGGAAGGAUUCUACCUCAUCCUCGUCCGUGGUCAAUAUGUCCCGACCAGCUAAGAAGUCUGUUGCCGGUAACAUUGGCUCUUUCUUCACUGCCUCGUCUGAAAACCGGAAGAAGCGCCACACCAAGAAGCGCAGGGGUUUCUUCUCCUUCAACGGUGGCUCUUCGUCUUCAUCUUUAGACAAUGAUCUUGCCUUUGGAGAUGGUUUCCGCAAGAAAUCUCCCAAGUCCAAGAAGAAAGACAAGAAGGGAAAGGAUGUUGAUGCUGCUCUGUUGGGCCUGGGCGCCACGGCCAACCGCCUGGCCGGCUCUUCGCCUCAUGGCCGCAGUGCAGGUCAAAUGUACACUACCAAAUCCCGUCAUUCUAACUAUGCAUCCUCAGCUACCAAUGACGAUGAAUGGGUUGACGAGUCAGAGGAUCAAUCCAGUGUCAGCUCAGCACUGGCAUUCGGAGCGAGCAGCCCUGAUACUUCCGAUUCAGCCAGCAGCAAAUGGGGCUGGAGAUGGGGCAGCAAGAAGGACAAGAAGAAGGAGAAGCGGUCGAGCGCUACCAAUGCUGCUCUGGCAAUGGGUGCUGGUGCCCUAGGCGCAGCUGCCAUCUCUUCUGCCUCCCGCGACAAUGACAGCAAGCCCGUCAGUGAUGGCGCUCUUCAACAUGUCUAUCCCAUGCCUACAUCCGACCCAUCUCGCUUUGACGCAGCGCAGAUAAAUCCUCAUGCGCAACCCGCAGGUCAGCCAACACUUGUUCGCCCAGGUCCUAUCCCCCUUCAGCAGCCACAGCCCUUCGCUCCUGUCUCCCAAGCUGUAUACACUACCCAGGGUCCACCUCCUGGAACGAUCCCAGUGCACAGCGCACCUGUUGUUCCUGUUUACGGAAGUGGAUUCCCCCAGUACCGCAUCCAGGACCUGGAUGGUCGUGAUGCUGGAUGGGCGCCAGUUGAUCCAACAUCCUCUGGCCGUGGACCUCACCGCCGCAGUGAUUCAUUCCCCGUUUACCCAACGCAGGAGCCUGCGCCUACUCUUAAGCGUCGCUCUACAGGCAAAGACCAGGCUUCUGUUUCCUUCAAUCUGACAGAAGAGCAAGUGGAGAGGGAACGCCAUCUCAACCGUCGCGAUAAUGGCCAUCGGGAAGAAGUGGUCGACCAGCCCCUCGUGUUGUAUGACCGAGAGGAAGAGCUUGCUCGCCAGGAAGAGUCUGAUCGUCGCGAACGCCGCCGAAUGGAGAAAGAGCUGAAGGAGCUCGAGAGGCGUAGGGACGAGGACGACAGAGCGAAAGAAUCUUCAUCUUGGGUGGGCCCCGCCGCCGCUGGACUCAUUGGCGCCGCGGCCACCAGUGCCAUCAUUUCACACAAGCAUGAUGACAACGUCUCCGAGACCAGCUCGCGACACUCCGAGCGCCGCGAAAAGCGUAUUGCCGAGCGCUACCGCUACGAGAACGAGGAAGCACCUUCUCUUGUGUCAACAUUCCCACCCUCAGAGCCAAUUGACGAUGAGAUCACGGUCGAACAUCGCGAGGAACCAAAACCGCGGUCUCCUCGCCGUGCUCGUCCAGCGCCCGUUUACGACGAUUAUGCCGAGUUUUACGCACCCAAAGAACUCCGCCACAGCCCUGACGCCCACGAUGGUAAAUCCACUAGCAUGCCAACCAUCGUUGAGGUGGAGCCUGCCAGCGAGCGCCGGGCUCGCGAAGAGCCUGCUCCUCAGCAGGACUAUUCUUACGAACCUUACGAGAAUGUGGAUCGUCUCCCUUGGCCUGUUCCCCGCCUUAACUUCAUUGAGCCCACGCCCCCUCACAGUGUGAAUGGUGGCUCUGUUCGUGAUGCUACCGCCCCAAGUGCACCUGUAGAUACCACCAAGCGUGACCGACCAACCGGUUCCCGCGUCUCAUGGGGCGAGCAUGAAACCCACGAAUACGAAAUCCCCUCUUCCUCGGAGCAAGAUCCUCUCGAUUAUGAGUCGCGUGAAGUAUCAGCCAAGGAUGUUCCUCUCCCUCCUUCCGAGGUUUCUGCUAGGGAUGUUCCUCUGCCUGCUUCUGAAGUUUCGCAGCACAGGGAUGAGAAGUCUCAAUAUGGCAAUGAUAUCGAAUUCGCUGCUACGAUUGCGGCUGCUACUGCCGCUGCUGGAUUCGAUCCUUCAUUCAUCACUAAUGAUCCCUCUUAUCACACGCGCACUUCUCCACCUGGUUCGGAAGAUGAGGCUCAUGCGCAAUUUACCUCGCCGUGGUCUUCACGCAAGCAGGGCUUUGUCGAGGAGGAGGAACUCGACCCCAAGUCUAAGAAUGUUCCUUCACACCGUGCUCAAGACAAGGAUGAACUCUUCUUCGACGAGCAGACAGAUAAAGAUCGUGAUGUGUACGGACGCCGCGAAAACUCUAUUGCCCAGGAAGUUAUUGAGCAUCUAAACGGCAAGCGAUCGAACGAUGCUUCGCCUGAGAGAGAUGUCGACACCUUCUCCAUGCCUGGCGGAUUCGAAGCAGUCGACUCACGAGAUUUGGUGGAUGAUAGAUCUGUCGUCACAGCGCCUGUUGAUAACAAAUCCAAAUCCAAGUCCAAGUCUAAGAAGUCUCGACUCAGCCAAGAGUUCGAAAUUCCGGAAUACAAAGACCAAGACCCUCAGCUUGAUGAGUCGCGCUCCAUUCCACCUGCUCCGGAACCAGGGGUGCUGCGUGAGCUUCCUGUCAAUGAUCUGGAGACAUCUCAAUCUCAUGAACCAUCUACCAUGGGAGAUUCUUUCUCCGUGAUCUCUGCUCCCACAUCAAAGGAUGAGACUUCCAAGUCCCAGUCCCGAAAGUCACGUCGCAGUGGUGAUGAAUUUGAGACUGCGCCUGAAGAACCAGAGGUCUCUGCGCCCUAUGACUCUUUCUCUGUUAUUUCCGCUCCUGUGUCCAAGGAUGAAACUUCCAAGUCUUCUUCCCGGAAGUCUCGUCGCAGCGGGGAUGAAUUUGAAAUUGACUCACGCAAGCGUUCCGAGGAAGAGGAUGCUGCCCGCUCCUUGGAAUGGGCUGCACCUGUGGAAGAGGAGUCUUCCCAGCCCAAGAAAUCUCGUCGCAGCGGAGAUGAUUUCGAGGUUGCAUACCAAGAGCCGCGUGAUGACAAUUUCUCCGUGAUUUCCGCUCCAACUUCGAAAGAUGAAACUUCGAAGUCCAAAUCUCGCAAGUCCCGCCGCAGUGGUGAUGACUUUGAGAUUGACAACCAAGAAUGUGAAGUUGUUGAGCCUCGUGAUGAUUCGUUCUCUGUCAUUUCUGCCCCUGUUUCAAAAGAUGAGACAUCCAAGACAAAGUCCCGCAAGUCUCGUCGUAGUGGUGAUGACUUUGAGGUUCAUGACUCCCGCGAGCCCUCUCUGUCCCGCGAGCCAUCCCGCUCUGGUGCGUCUACUCCCGUCCACAAGGAGGAGUCGAGACACAGAAAAUCAAGACGUAGCGGUGAUGACUACGCCUCUCGCUCACGAGAAGUAUCCCUUGCCCGCGAUGAUCGCUCCAUCCUGUCGGCACCCGUGUCCAAGGAGGAGACCUCCAAGUCCAGACGAUCUCGCCGCAGCGGUGAUGAUUUCGACAUCUCACGGUCGCGCGAUGUGUCCGAAGUCCGCGAUGACGCCCGCUCUGUUAUUUCCGAGUCUGGAAAAUCCCGAAGAUCUCGUCGGAGUGAUGAUUUUGAUCCUCGUCGUGAUGCUGAAACCCCACCUCCAGACGACGAGAAUGGCGAUGAGAAGAAGCGACGUCGCAAGCGCCGCUCCAAGCACGAAGGCGAAGGCUACGCUGACGAUGAUGCUCGAUCUGUUGUUACAGAUGCUGCAGAUGAUAAUAAGUCUGAGCGUCGCAGGCAUCGCCACCGCUCGUCGAGGGACUUCGAUGACACUGCCUCGAUUACCUCUGCUAUCACAGAUGUUGCAGAUGACAAGUCUGAACGCCGCAAGCAUCGUCAUCGCUCAUCCAGAGACUUUGAUGACAAUGCUUCUGUGACAUCCUCUCCAGCCCGGAUCUCUGAAUCCCGCGAGAGAGGCAAGGACAAGAAGGACAAGAGCGGUGGCUUCUUGCGAAGCCUGUUUGGCUCGCAGGUCUCAGCCCCUGCCGAGCGUGUCCGGUCCGACCAUUCUCGUGACCACUCCCGGUCUUCUUCGUUAGACAAACGCUCCUCCCGCGAGGCCAUGUCCGAAGCUGGUGGUGAUGACGAGCGCCGUCGUCGCAAGAAGCGUUCGUCGAAGAGUCGAAGCUCCAGCAAUGGAGAUGAACUGGAUGCUUAUUUGUCAGACAAGGAGAAAGGCGACCCUAAUCUGGAGGAGUACAGGUCCAGUAGACAACGCAAGGAAGAAGAACGUCGCCAUAAGUAUGAGGACAUUGUGGAUUCUGGGAGGAAACGAGAUUCCGCGAAGGACUUUAAUGACGACACCAAUUCUUUUUUAAGCGAGGGCCCCGAAAUGCCCGCUGAUCGCACCAGUGCUUCGGGGCUUCCAGAGGACGCCACUGUCGCUGCAGGUUUAGAUGUGAACGAAGUCCUGCAACAGAGGCCCCGGAGCCGCUCAAUCUCUCCACCGAACGCCGAGAAGACCCUCGAUCUGACGCCCAAGUCGAGGAGUAGACCAGGCUCGCCAGAAGCAAGCCGUCCCCCUGCCCAACGGAGACACUCCGUUGCCAAAUCAACAGAGUCACCUACUGCUGUGCCAUUGCACUUCCGCCGUCCACCAACAUCCCCAGGUCUCUCACGAGCUGUACCUGUUGAGCCCGUGCCCUCCCCCGGCUCACCGAGCCAACAGCGCCACCGCCGUCCCGGCUCAGUGGAAUUCCGCAACUCGCGCGAGAUCAGACCACUAUGGCUCGUUGAGCGCCACAGCUCAGCCAAGGGCGAGCCAGAAGAAGAGGGACAUCUCCCAUCUCUCCCAUCAAGCAAAGGCUCUUCGCGAGUCCCUUCAAUUGAGAACCUGAAAGAUCUCAACGAUGAAGAAAUGAAGAGCUGGGAACAUGUCGACCUAAGCCAUGCGAUUAUGGACCGCCCAAACUUGACCAUCUCGACAGAUCAGGCUAAUGAGCACCGCGAACGUGAAAUUGACCUCUUGGACUCUCAGCAGGCAACGCCCACUGCUGAAAAUCACGACGAGAACAAGGGUCGACCCCGCUACGAGUUCCAUUCCCCUUCUGAGCUCCUGCAGGACCCGGCAUCCUUAGACGAAUUGACAUCGACCUCAUUUGAACGUCUACCUUCGAUUGAAGGCUCUGCUGUUGGAGCAAACGACCGCGAACCGAGCGCUGACGAUAAGAGCAAGGAGACGAAUCGUGCUCUUGAUGCCCUUGAAGGUAGAUCGCAGCCCGAACAAACCCCCACCCAGGAGAAAUCAUCUUUCAAUUUCAACCACGGUGGCUUCGCGGACGUUGUUGAUGCAGCUGCCAUUGCUGCCGUGAAGGAACACGAUCAGCAUGCCGCACUUGCAGACAAGGCUGAGUCUGGCUUUGGCGAUAUUGUCGAUCAGGCAGUCGCUCAGGCUUCCAAUGAACCUAAGCCUCAAGAUGACGGCGCAAUUGAGCCUACGGGAGAGACAUCAAGGGAGCUGAUUCCUGACUCAACUGAGCAGCCGGUUGCAGAAGCUCAGCCUGAAGCUGCUGAGCCUGCUGCUGAUGACGUGGAGGCUUCGCAAUCUUCAAAGAAGAAAAAGAAGAAGAAGGGCAAGAAGAACCAAGUCCAGGAAGAUGAUCUCCCAACUGAGACCUCUGCUGAGACCCCCGAAACUGCCCCAGAACCUCAACCUGAGGCGGUCGAAUCUUCACGUGAAAUCCAAGUUGAGCCUGAGUCUUUCCCUGUUGAACCUGAAGCACCUGCUCAACUGGAACCUGAGUCCGAACCUAUCGAAGCGUCUAAGGACAUCACAGCUGAGCCCGAGGUUGCAGCCGAAUCUUCUGAGCCUGUUGUCGCCCCUGAACCAGAGACCGAGGUCGUGCCUACCGAGGUCGAGCAGGCCGAUGAUACUGCAUCUUCAUCUAAGAAGUCUAAGAAGGACAAGAAAAAGAAGAAGAAGGGCAAGAAUGCGUCUACAGACGAACCUACCGAGGAUGCGGCUGCAGCCCAACCGGUAGAGGAAUCUUCAGCUUUGAAGGAGACAGACGAAACUCCUACGGAGUCUAUUUCUCAAGAAGUUCCCGCGGAGAAUGUCCAGACAGAAGAAUUUGCAACCCCCAUGGAGAAAGAAAUGCCAGCUGAUGAGGCGUCCGAACCCGUCUUCACCGAUGCCAACGAGACUCAGACCUCUGAGAUGGCUCAACUCGAGGCAGAACAGACAUCUCGUGGCAUUGAAGAUACUGCACCAGUGACCCUUGAUGAGUCCGCCCCUGUGCCUGAAACACCCAAAGAAAGUACCGACGGCGAAGAAAACUUUGAAGAGGCUGUCGAGGAACAGACCGCUCAGCCUAUUGAAGAGCAACUAUCGCCGCCCGUCGAGGAGAAACAAUCUACAUCCGAGCCUGUGGCCGAAGAGACCCCUGCCGAAGAAACCCCAGCAGAGGCCACAGAGUCAAAGUCAGAGAAGCGCAAGAACAAGAAAAAGAAGAACCGUAAAUCUGCCGUUGAGGAUACGGUUGACGAAACCGCUGUUGAAACCGAAACUCCACAGCCAACAGCCGAGGAGCCUCAACCUGAGCAGUCAAUUACUGCCGAUCCCACGGACGCACAAUCAGCGCCAAUUGGCGGUGAAGCCUUGCCCUCUGACAUUGACAAGGAUGCCGAGUUGCCUUCUGACCUAGCUGCCCAAGAGCCAGCCCCGGGCCAAGAGCAAGAUGUUUCAUCUUCCGAGCCAGUGGAAUCUAGUGUCCCAGUCGAGAUUGAAACCACAGAGCAGUCUUCUCGUGAUAUCACAGAGGAUACAAUGGAAUCACAGCCUGAAGCAGAGCUCCUAUGA